Messenger RNA from Poeciliopsis prolifica (blackstripe livebearer), 2309 nucleotides. Its product is annotated as threonine synthase-like 2. Gene Ontology annotation, molecular function: pyridoxal phosphate binding. The record is from RefSeq and is a predicted model, not a curated record. Lineage: Eukaryota; Metazoa; Chordata; Actinopteri; Cyprinodontiformes; Poeciliidae. Gene Ontology annotation, biological process: dephosphorylation; 2-oxobutyrate biosynthetic process.
UUAUUUGGCCAGAGUCUUUCUGUCUGCUUUUACUUGUUACUUGCUUUUUCGGCCAAUAGAAAGUCGGGUCUAUACCACGUGGUCACUAAGGCUCUGCACCAUUUACAUGCCGGCGUGGAAAGCGGUUCGCCGUGUUGGUGGGGUUUGUUCUCCGUUUCAGUCAACAGAUAAGCAGAAUGAUCCACUUGCAGCAAACUUUAAACAUUAAUUCCUCUCCAAACAGGCUGACAGGACCUCAGCCUGUUGGAUCUUCAGCCUGUUGGGUCUCAGGGUGUCAGAUGGCGGGAGACAUUCAGCCGGCGGGAGACAUUCAGCCAGGUCUCCUCCUGGUGAAUGUGAAGGAGUGGACCGCUGACAGACUAAGCAGAACCUGGUUCUACAGGAUGCGGUACUGCAGCACCCGGGGCGGGGUCCAGAACCGGGACUUCAGGGAGGUUCUGUUCUCCGGAUUCGCUCCGGAUGGAGGGAUGUUCAUGCCGGAGACGCUGCCCACUGUGAGUCCAGAGACGCUGCGGAGCUGGAAGGGGCUGCGGUACCGCCAGCUGGUUCUGGAGGUCGCAGCCCAGUUCAUCCCAGAGGAGUUGAUCCCCAGAGACGACCUGGAGGGCCUGGUCGCUGAAGCUCUCUCUGGGUUCUCGGUUCCCGACUCGGUCCGGAUCGUCCAGCUGAAGGACGGUUUGUCGGUUCUGGAACUUUUCCACGGAGAAACUUUGGCGUUCAAAGAUCUGGCCAUGAGCUGCACCGUCCACUUCCUCGACUACUUCCUGCGGAAAGACGGCAGCCGAGCCGUCGUCCUGGUUGGAACAUCAGGAGACACCGGCGGCUCGGCCGUCCGCAGCGCCCGGUCUCUGCCGGGUCUGGAUGUUCUGGUGGUUUUCCCUCGGGGUCGGAUCACGGCGGUCCAGGAGAAACACAUGACCACCUGCCUGGAGGACAACGUCCACGUGUUCGCAGCUGACGGCAGCUCAGACGACAUCGACCAGCCGCUCCGCCGCCUGUUCGCCGACCAGAACCUGGUCCGGACCCACAGCCUGAUGAGCCUCAACUCUGUCAACUGGUCCAGAGUCAUGAUCCAGGUGGCGCACUUCUUCUACGCCUACCUGGAGCUGAGCGGCCUGGGGGCGGAGCCUGGGCUGGGGGCGGAGCCUGGGCUGGGGGCGGAGCCUGACAUGGGGGCGGAGCCUGGGCAAGGGGCGGAGCCUGGAUCCGAGCCUGCAGCGCUGCCGGAGCUGGAGGUGGUGGUUCCGACCGGAGGAGCCGGGAACAUUGCAGCUGCUUUCGUCGCCGUGAGGAUGGGGCUGCCGCUGAAGCUGGUUGCCAUGGUGAACGCUAACGACAUCGUGCAUCGGACGGUAACCAGCGGCGAUUUCUCCAUGGCGCCCAGCGUCACCCAGACUGUGGCUCCGGCCAUAGCAUCCAGCCAUCUUGGUUCUGGUUCUGUUCUUCAGGACCCGUACAACAUGGAGCGGGUCUUCUGGCUGCUGCUGGACCGGGACGGCGCCGCCGUGAAAACCAUGAUGGAGGAGUUCCAGCGUUCCCAUCGACUCAGACUGCCAGAGAACCAGCGCAGACUGCUGGCCGAGGUUCUGGUGAGCGGCGCCGUGAGACCGGGGAUCCUGGAGACCAUGAGGCGGUGCUGGGACCAGAACCGGUACCUGCUGUGUCCCCACACGGCCGUGGCCGUCUGGCACCACUACAACCGAACCCACAGCACCACCAGAAACAGAUGCUACGUCGCUACGGCGUCUCCAGCGAAGUUCCAGGCAGCAGUGGAGAAGGCCGGGCUGACCUUUGACCCCCCGGAGGCAGUACUGGCUUUGGACCAGUUACCCACCCGGUACCAGAACCUGGAGAGGAGCGCAGACUGGUGCAAGGACUGGGAGGAGCGUCUGAGGGACUGGAUCCAGUUUGUGAGCAGAACCAGGAAGAACGGAGGAGUUUGUUACCCGACGACUUCCUGUCCUGAAGAUGACCUCACUGUGAUGUCAUAAAUCACCUGAUCAGCAGCAGCCAGCGUCUCAAUUAAACUAAUCUGGAAGUAAAUGCAGCCUGAAUGUUGCAGAGUUAAAACUAAUUUACAUGUUUAAGUAAAGAAACAGAAACUGAUUUAAAAUCAAAUCAUUUUAAGGCCCUUUUGAUUCCUUUCAUUUGAUAGAAUUAUUAGAAAUAAUUUAGUUCUAUUUUAACUUUUACAUGUAUUCAUUUCCGUAAAAUUAUAAUAAAUCUGUUUGAUUAUUUUCAGUCUUACAUGUCAGGAUGUUUAAUAAACGUUUGAGAUCUAAUUUAACCUGAAAUAAACUCCACACGUU